Molecule: messenger RNA, 3742 nt
Organism: Myxocyprinus asiaticus (Chinese sucker)
Lineage: Eukaryota; Metazoa; Chordata; Actinopteri; Cypriniformes; Catostomidae
Gene: stxbp6
Product: syntaxin binding protein 6 (amisyn)
Exons: 6
Coding region: 162-794 (210 amino acids)
Biological process (GO): exocytosis; Golgi to plasma membrane transport
Cellular component (GO): exocyst; plasma membrane
Molecular function (GO): phosphatidylinositol-4,5-bisphosphate binding
Source: RefSeq, a predicted model, not a curated record
AGAGAGAGAGAGAGAGAGAGAGAGAAACCGUGUGUGUUUAAACUCCGGACGUUUGCACAUUGAAAGACUUGCGCAAAGACGGAACGCAACACGAGAACACGGAGGGUGCAGUGAGAGUUAAAAAGAGAUUCCUGCUGUGUCUGCCUGCACGGUCGGCUACAAUGAGUGGCAAAUCGGCCCUCAACAAAGACGUCUUUAUUCCCAAUGAUGAAAGAAUGCUGGCAGCUGUGGUGGUGAAGAGGAGAACAAAGAAGAAGAUUCCGUUCUUGGCUACAGGAGGUCAGGGAGACUACACCACAUUCAUCUGCUUAUCAGUGACCAAUAAGAAACCAGCACAGGUUUUAAUCACUAAAGUCAAGCAGUUUCAUGGUUCGUCAUCUUUUGUUAGAAGAUCACAGUGGACUAUCGGCCAGCUGCGACAGGUCAACGGCAUUGACUCCAUCCGGGAUUGUCCAGAGUUUGACUUGACGUUUGUGAAUGGAUGUGACCAGUGGACAGCAGGUUCUGCUGGAGAAAAGUGCAUAUUUGUCCAGAUUCUCAAUCACACCUGCCAGAGGUACAUCCCCGACAGAAAACCAGAGUUUGUCAACUGCCACUCCAAAAUGCUGGGAGGUAACAGCGUCCUGAACAGUGCAGCAGACAGCGUUACCAGUGCAGUGCAUAAGGCUAGUCAGGCGCUGAAUGAGCGUGGCGAGAGACUGGGACGUGUGGAGGAGAAGACUGGCGAAAUGAUGAACAGUGCCCAGCAUUUUGCUGACACUGCACACAAGCUCGCCAUGAAGCACAAGUGUUAAGCCACCGCCAUUUCUUUGAAGGAUCUGGUUCUCUUUCAGUUGGCCCUGGCUCCGUCUCUGCUGUCAGAUACUCUUGAUGUGCAUGAAGGAUCAUAUGAAUAGAUGAGGACUUUGUGCAUCACACUGUGGGUUAUCAAAAUGGCUCUUGCCUCCAAGAAUUCCUCCUCUUCUACCCAUGGAUGGGAUUUUUGGUCAUUAAGCUGAAGUGUUGUUUCCUGUGUCCUCACCGUAUGACAGACCUUAUCAUUAUUAUAUUUUUAAAAUAUUCUAACAAGUUGUACAAUAGUUUAGGUUUCAAAGGCCUGCUGAUAUAUUUGAAAUAUAAUUUGACAUCGUUUUAACCUAAUAAGUGUUUGAUAAGUGCCAUUAUAUAAUAAUUUUAGUGUAUGAAAUUAGAUGUAUAUUUUUUUAAAUCUCAAACUCUGCUCUUUUCUACAUCAUUUUGUUUCCUACUUCAGAUAUCACCACAUAUAAAAACGAUAUUUAUAUUCAGAUACACUCAAAAGUUCUAAAAGUCAAAAUGUAAAUGUUACAAUUGGUAAAAGUUUAGUGUAUCUUGAAGAAGCUGAGGUAAGUGUAGAAAUAUCUCCAGAACGGCCUGAGAAAUCAAAAGCGAGAUCAGUGAGAUCAUACAGAUUCACAGGCUGCAUUAACACACAAUGAGAGCGCUGUGGGCCUCAACUGAACAUGUGGGAGAUGCAUGAACAAUGAAAGAAUGAGAGGAGAGGCGGUUAAUUGAUUCAUGCUGUUUACUGACAGAGCAAUGAGUCCGUGCGCACUGAAUAAAAACAUUAUCCAGCGAUGAUUGGUGGGGGGGGUGGGGUGGGCAAUAUUUAGCAAAAAUAAAGCAAUAUUUUUAUUUAUCAAGUUUUCCCUCUGUUUAUAGUUCAAAGCUCUCAUUACAGAUCUGGAGUCAGUCAGUGCUACUGUAAAAACGUGUACUCAUGCCACAAAUAUGCAAAAACAAAUGUUCAAUUUUUUUUUUUUUUUUUCCUUCUGGGGAAUAAUGUAAGUCUUUGAGAAUUGAGAAAGCAGCUAAUCUUUCUUUUCAUAACACUUUGUGUAACAUGAACACUAACAUAUGGCAAACAUAUUAGUGAAAGUUUUGUUAUUGGUGAAAGUUAACUAAAUUAAGGUUAUUAUGCUAUUCUGCUUACCACAGUUGUACAGAGCGGUUAUCUGAGUUACCAUAAACUUUGUCAGCUUGAACCAGUCUGGCCAUUCUCUGUUGACCUUUUCAUCAACAAAGUCUAGAGACUGUUGUGUGUGAAAAUCCCAGGAGAUCAGCAGUUACAGAAAUACUCAAACCAGCCCAUCUGACACCAACAAUCAUGCCACGCUCCAAAUCACUGAGAUCACAUUUUUCCCCAUUCUGAUAGUUGAUGUCAAAAUUUACUGAAGCUCCUGACCCGUAUAUGCAUGAUUUUAUGCACUGCACUGCUGCCACACGAUUGGCUGAUUAGAUAAUCGCAUGAAUUAGUAGGUGUACAGGUGUUCCUAAUAACAGGGUUGGGGAGUAAUGGAAUACAUGUAACGGGAUUACGUAUUUAAAAUACUAAAUAUAAGUAACUGUAUUCCACUACAGUUACAAUUUAAAUCAUUGGUAAAUAGAAUACAGUUACAUUCAAAAAGUAUUUUGAUUACUGAAGAGAUUACUUUGCAUUUUAUUGUCAUUUGUUUCAUUUAAUAUUUAGUCCUUUCAGAUGGAAAACAUUUAUCCGUAUAAAUGUUACGAUCCAAAGUGCAUUUGAACAGAGGUGAAACACUUUCUUAUGAUGUGUUACAUUCAUACGAGCAGACAGAGAAGUAAGUUUGAAGUAAGUUUGGAGCACAAGAAAUAGAAAUAAAGCUUGUGUAAAUUGUCAUCUUUACGCUAAGAUAAAAUUAUAUUUCUAGCCAUUUUACAUGCACGUUUCCAGGCACGGUCAUAUUUGUUUAUCAAGAAAAUUCAUGUUGGAUAAUAAUUUCUUUUUUUCUAGUAAGACCUUUUGAUAUUAGGGCAAAAAUCAUAUACUUGAUAAUAAUUUUUGUAUUGUUUUCCUGUAAAAAUAUCUAAAAAUCCUUAAAACAAGAUCAGUUUGAUUGAUCUUGUUUAAGAAACAACACUGCAUAAGAUAUUUCGGUUUUUCAGAGAAUGUAUUUUUAACAUGUGUAUUUUGUCUUACUGUACUGGCAGAGUUUUUAUAGUCAAAACAAGUGAAAAAAUCUACCAGUGCUGAAGAAGUAAUCCAAAGUAUUUAGAAUACGUUACUGACCUUGAGUAAUCUAACGGAAUAUGUUACAAAUUACAUUUCACAGCAUGUAUUCUGUAAUCUGUAGUGGAAAACAUUUCAAAAGUAACCCUCACAACCCUGCCUUAUAAAGUGCUCAGUGAGUGUAAUUUGGUAGUGUAUGAUUCUCCAGUUACCAUCUGUGGUUUUAAAGAUUUUUGAAUAAAAUUUCCUUUCUUGAAGAACCUCUGACAAUAGUGUAUGGCUUACACAUCUGUAUUUAUUUUUUGAGAUAAAUCUAAUUUGAUUCGCUAAUUAAAAACAAGUGAUCUCGUUGCAUUAUAAAAUUCACAUAAAUGCCGUAGGUUCAAAAAAUCUGGACCAAUUCCCCUGGAAUGCUAUUGAGAACAGCGCUGACGUGUUAAUGAAGAUACUGAAGAGAGAUGUCUGUUUGCUGAUGUAAUGAUCAGAGAACAAUGAAAUUGUCAUAUGGAUCCCAGGCCUACACUCUGUGCUUCUAUAAUGAAAAACAAUACCUGCUUUAAAGAUGUUUAUAUGCUCAGAAAUGUGGUUGGAUCACUUCAAAGUAGCAAAAAUUACUUUCAAGUUUGUUUCAAAGUUGGAGCCUUUUAUUUAUAUACUGUAAUGUUUAACCUGUUUCAGGGUGUACAGUCCAAUGUGCCUGUGCUAUUGUGUUCUCAAUGGAAUAAUGGAUGAUAAUUAAAUACAUAAACACAA